This is a messenger RNA of Euleptes europaea (tarantolino), 2079 nucleotides long. It is a transcript of the gene STIM2, whose product is annotated as stromal interaction molecule 2. The transcript is spliced from 11 exons. NCBI's taxonomy places the organism in Eukaryota, Metazoa, Chordata, Lepidosauria, Squamata, Sphaerodactylidae. Gene Ontology annotation, biological process: activation of store-operated calcium channel activity; store-operated calcium entry; intracellular calcium ion homeostasis. The record is from RefSeq and is a predicted model, not a curated record. Gene Ontology annotation, cellular component: endoplasmic reticulum; plasma membrane. Gene Ontology annotation, molecular function: protein binding; calcium channel regulator activity; calcium ion binding. Bases 1 to 2079 code for a protein of 692 amino acids.
AUGUUUCUGAUUUUGUCCUUAGAUCCUUGCCAUUUACUGAGCCCGCCAUGUUUUACUGAGGAGGAUAAAUACAGUCUCGAAGCGCUGCGCACAAUUCACAAACAAGUGGAUGAUGACAAAGAUGGCGGUAUUGAGGUAGAGGAAAGUGAUGAGUUUAUUAGAGAAGAUAUGAAAUACAAGGAUGCCUCCAAUAAACACAGCCACUUGCACAGAGAAGACAAGCACAUCACCAUUGAAGAUCUGUGGAAACGCUGGAAAACGUCUGAAGUUCACAAUUGGACGCAAGAAGAGACACUUGAGUGGCUGGUGGACUUUGUUGAGCUUCCUCAGUACGAGAAGAACUUCAGAGAAAGUCAUGUCAAAGGAACGACAUUGCCUAGGAUAGCGGUCAAUGAACCUUCAUUUAUGAUCUCUCAGUUGAAAAUCAUUGAUCGGAGCCACAGGCAGAAGCUUCAGCUGAAGGCCCUGGAUGUUGUUUUGUUUGGACCUCUUACACGGCCACCUCAUAACUGGAUGAAAGAUUUCAUACUUACAAUUUCAAUUGUGAUUGGUGUGGGAGGCUGCUGGUUUGCAUAUACUCAGAACAAGACCUCCAAAGAGCAUAUCACAAAAAUGAUGAAAGAUUUGGAAAGCCUUCAGACAGCCGAGCAGAGCCUGUGUGAAUUGCAAGAGAGGCUUGAAAAAGCACAGGAGGAGAACCGGACUGUCGCUGUAGAAAAGCAAAACCUGGAGCGCAAGAUGAUGGAUGAAAUUAGCGAUGCAAAACGAGAAGCCUGUCGGCUGAGAGAGUUGAGAGAAGGAGCCGAAUGUGAACUCAGCAGGCUUAAGUAUGCAGAAGAGGAGCUGGUUCAGGUCCGUAUGGCUUUAAAAAAGGCCGAGAAAGAGUUUGAACUGAGAAGUAAUUGGUCUGUCCCUGAUGCACUGCAGAAGUGGCUCCAGCUGACACACGAAGUCGAAGUCCAGUACUACAACAUUAAGAGGCAGAAUGCAGAAAUGCAGUUAGCUAUUGCCAAGGAAGAGGCAGAAAAGAUUAAAAAGAAGAGAAGCACUGUCUUCGGGACAUUACAUGUCGCACACAGCUCUUCCCUCGAUGAAGUGGACCACAAGAUUCUGGAAGCAAAGAAAGCGCUUUCUGAGUUAACCACUUGCUUGAGAGAGCGUCUCUACAGAUGGCAGCAGAUUGAGAAGAUCUGUGGCUUCCAGAUAGCGCACAACUCAGGACUACCGAGUCUGACUUCCUCACUUUACUCUGAUCACAGUUGGGUGGUAAUGCCGCGAGUCUCCAUUCCACCAUAUCCAAUUGCGGGUGGUGUGGAUGACCUUGACGAAGAUACUCCUCCAAUCGUCUCUCAGUUUCACGGGGCCAUUGUGAAACCUGCCACCUUAGUGAGAAGCAGUAGCAUGUGCCGCUCCAGGCGAAACAUCGUGCCGUCAUCUCCGCAGUUGCCACACUUGGCACAAACACCGCACACCCCGCUCACACAAGCUACUUUGCACUCACCAGACCCCGACAUCCUCUCCGUGUCCAGUUGCCCCGCUGCUUACCGCACAGAAGAGGAGGAGGAGGCCAUUUAUUUCACGGCAGACAAACAAUGGGAAGUACAAGACACAGGUUCAGAAUGUGACUCCAUAAAUUCCUCCGUCGGAAGGAAGCAAUCUCCUCCUUCGAGCCUUGAAAUAUAUCAACCCCUGUCGCCUCAAAAAAUAUCACGGGAAGAACUCUCCUUGGAAGAGUCCUCCACUGGAGACUCUUCGUCCUUAACCGCUGACAUUUCCAGGGGUUCUCCUGACUGUGUUGGCAUGACAGAGACUAAAAGUAUGAUCUUCAGUCCAGCAAGUAAGGUCUACAACGGCAUCCUGGAGAAGUCCUGCAGCAUGAACCAGCUCCCGAGUGGCGUCCCGGUCCCCAAACCUCGCCACACCUCGUGUUCGUCCACCAGCAGCGAAAGCAAAGCAGGCCACGAAACGGCUGCUGCCGCCCCUCGGAUAAGCUACACCUCACAGGACCUCUGUCAGAACGGGGAACGAAACAAAAAGUCCUCCAAAAUAAAAAGCCUUUUUAAGAAGAAGUCCAAGUGA